AUGUCAGACCAAUCUUUGAAAAGAGAGUCCGAAGCUGCUGCCCAGCAAGAAGAUAUUAAGAGGACAAAAGUUGGUGAAGGUAUAAAUGAAGGUAUAAACAAUAACAACAUCACUGAAAAGGAUGUUGGUAUCACGCAUUACUUAUCAAUGGAUAAUGUUGGUUUCAAUGGUCAGAUCAAACAAAGGUACACUGACUUUUUAGUCAAUGAAAUCACCAAGCAAGGCGAAGUUGUGCAUUUGACUGACAAAGGUUUUAAUAUGCCAAAGAAGCCAAAGCCAACGAGAGAACAAAUCGAGCAAUCGCAAAAAGAAGAACUUGAGAAACGCCAAGGAUUUAAGGUGGAUGAAGGAAUUAGAAAUGAACUUGUUGAACUUUUGGGAGAAGAGGAUGUUCAAAAAAUUGAAGCUGUGUACCGCUCAAAUAAAAAGAUUGAAACAUCGAAGGCAUUCGAUGAUAAACUUGAAAGGACUAAAAUACAUCAACUGCUACGUAGAGCUUUCGACAACAAGUUAGAAUCUGUAACGACGGAUUCAAACCAUUUCAUUGUUGGAAUGGCUUCUCGCCAAACACGUGUUAGCAAAGAAGAAUUGAUCGAACAAACUAAGGAUGCAAACGGUGUCGAAAACUGGGGUUAUGGUCCAUCAAAAUCGUUUAUUCAUUUUACUGUCUAUAAGGAAAACAAAGAUACUAUGGAUGUCGCUAAUACUUUAUCAAAAUUCAUGAGAAUUCCAACAAGGUUGAUCAGAUUUUCUGGAACAAAGGAUCGUAGGGCUGUCACUUGUCAAAGAAUGUCUUUAUCCAAAAUUGGUUUGGACAGAUUAAACGGACUAAACAAGGGCUUGAAGGGUGUCGUUCUAGGUGGCUACAAAUUCGAAGAUGAGCCAUUGAACUUGGGAGAUCUACAGGGAAACGAAUUCACUAUUGCUAUCAGAGAUGUUUCAUUGAAGAAUGAAGGCGAUGAUUUGGAUGAUAUCCUAGCCAAUGGCAUGAAAUCCUUGGAACAAAAUGGGUUCAUCAAUUAUUUCGGUAUGCAAAGAUUUGGUACGUUCAGUGUUUCAACGCAUCAAAUUGGGCAAGUCCUAUUAUCAGGUAACUGGAAACAAGCUGUUGAUUUGAUCAUGGCUGAACAAGAAAAUGUUUUGCCAAUUUCCAAAGAAGCUAGAAGAAUUUGGGCACAAACCAGGAACCCAAUCUAUGCAGCCAAAGCAAUGCCACAUCAGUGUUUGGCAGAAAAUGCCAUUCUCAAUGCACUAUGUCAUGAGGAGAAAUGUGAAACAUCAAACGAUUACCCUAUUAGCUCAUAUCACAAUGCUAUUCUAAAGAUUCCUAGAAACUUGAGAACUAUGUAUGUGCAUGCUUACCAAAGUUAUGUUUGGAACAUGGUCGCUAGCGAAAGGAUUAAAUUAUUUGGAUUGAAUGUCAUCGAAGGUGACCUUGUUGUUGACGAAACAUCUGCUGCUGAGUCUGAUGACCAAGCCAAACAGGACGAGGAUGACUUUGAUGAAGACCUCCGCGAAACGAAGUUUAUUCGUGCAAGACCAGUGACAGCAGAAGAAGUUGCUGCUCAAACUUUCACCGUGAAUGAUGUUGUACUACCAACACCUGGUUUUGAUAUUGUCUAUCCGAGCAAUGAAAACCUUCGCCAACUAUAUGUUGACGUUAUGGCAAAAGAUAACAUGGAUCCCUUCGAUAUGAAGCGGAAAGUUCGUGAUUUUUCCCUUGCCGGCUCCUACAGAAAUGUUAUCAAUAAACCAACUGAUAUCGAAUACCAAGUUGUUUCAUAUGAAAACCCAACUGACCAAUUGAUCAACACCGAUUUAGAAAUUCUGAACGCCAAUAGAGGUAAAGACAACGGCCAAAAAUACAUCAAAUCAAAACUAGAAAGAUACAUGAAAGUAAAGGAUGGUAACAAAAAGGCAGUUAUUAUCAAAUUCAAACUUGGAGUGUCUGCCUAUGCUACCAUGGUAUUACGUGAAUUAAUGAAGGUGGAGACUUCACGCCGUGGUGACAUGUGUAAUGUUAGUGUCUGA
Molecule: messenger RNA, 2031 nt
Organism: Kluyveromyces lactis
Lineage: Eukaryota; Fungi; Ascomycota; Saccharomycetes; Saccharomycetales; Saccharomycetaceae
Gene: PUS7
Product: pseudouridine synthase PUS7
Exons: 1
Coding region: 1-2031 (676 amino acids)
Biological process (GO): pseudouridine synthesis
Cellular component (GO): nucleus
Molecular function (GO): pseudouridine synthase activity; RNA binding
Source: RefSeq, a predicted model, not a curated record